AAUGAACACACUGGAGAAAGGCAUGGGAGAAAUAGUAGGCUUGGACCCUUCAUCCUCUCCCUUUCCGUUUUCUGCUCAGCCUGAUGGGGUUUAAAUUCUCCACCAUCACCAUCAUCAUCAUCUUGGGAGUCAGCAAAUGCCUUUGGGGAAAUUUGCACUAUGAGGCUCACUUCUCUGCAGCUCACUCUUCUCCAGGAUGUUGGCCUUUCAAUUUUGUCACCUCUUCCAACAAAGCAAGACCACUGCAAGCUCUAGGUACCCUUCACGGCAGCAAUCACCGACUAUGGCCUCUUGGGUUUGGAGAAUGCUUCCUAGGAAUGUCCGUUCCUUGACUACAUCAUCAGAGAACCAGCGGGUUGAAGAUUGUCAUCGUUACCAGGAGGCCUAUGGGUACUUCUUGCCCAUCCAGACGAGGUGGCAGGACAAUGACCAGUAUGGCCACGUGAACAAUGCCGUGUACUACAGCUACUUUGACACCAUUAUCAACCACUACCUGAUCAGGUACUGCGGCCUGAAAACCCGCUUGCUGACGUCCCCCUUGGUGGGGUUUAUGGUGACCAAUCAGUGCACCUUCCACACACCGGUCGGCUUCCCUCAGGUCCCGGUGGCUGCUCUGGCCGUGGAGAAAGUGGGCCACUCCAGUGUGCAUUACCGCCUUGCUCUGUUUCCACCCAAGCCCACCCAGGAGCCGCCCACAGCAGAUCACCGUGACCUCACUGACGGCUUUUUCUUUGGCCACCCCAAGCUGGCGCAAUUUGACACUUUGGCCUGUACCACUGGGUCCUCGGUCCACGUUUUUGUGAAUCCAGCCACCAGCAAGCCCACGGGCCUCCCAGAAGACUUCAGGAGGGGCCUCCUGAGGCUGAGGAGGCUGGCGUCCGUGUGAAGUGUCUGUGAGUGGAAUUGUGCCUGUGAAAGAAUAAAGUUGAGAUUAUUCUCUAAA
Myotis brandtii (Brandt's bat) is the source of this 943-nucleotide messenger RNA. RefSeq lists its product as uncharacterized. Lineage: Eukaryota; Metazoa; Chordata; Mammalia; Chiroptera; Vespertilionidae. Bases 197 to 886 code for a protein of 229 amino acids. Gene Ontology annotation, molecular function: fatty acyl-CoA hydrolase activity. The record is from RefSeq and is a predicted model, not a curated record. The transcript has 5 exons. Gene Ontology annotation, cellular component: mitochondrion.